AUCUGGGACUUCAGAGCGUGACAGCUGGAAGCAGGAGUUGGGUACCUACUGACCCCAGCAAAAGAAGCCGGACCCCGGCUGUGCCAUAGGCAAGGCAGCGGAGAUGAGCUUGCUCCAUGGACUGCCCUAGAGCUCACAUCUGACAGAUCAAGAUUUUCUCCCCAGCUAGACCCCAGCCUGUGGGUUGCCAAGGGAGCCUGUCUGGGGAGGGCACAAUGUCCUCCUUCCCGUUCUGCGCUCUGCUGGUGCUGCUCCUGCCGGGAUUGCUGCCUGCCACUCUCACCUGCCCGCCACAGUGUGUCUGCGAGACUCGCCCGUGGUUCACGCCACAGUCAGUCUACCACGAGGCCCGUACAGUGGACUGCAAUGACCUGCUGCUCACCCGAGUGCCAGGGAAUCUCUCUUCAGACACCCAGGUUCUCCUGCUGCAGAGCAAUAAGAUAUCCAGCGUCAGCGGGGAGCUGCAGCACUUGCUCAACCUGACUGAGCUUGACCUCUCACAGAACCACUUCUCCAGAAUCAGCGAUACCGGGUUAGCUAACCUCUCGCGCCUCAUUACGCUUUACUUGGAGGAGAACCAGGUGGAGGAGCUACCUGACCACUGUUUGCAUGACCUCACGUCACUUGAGGAACUUUACAUAAACCACAACCGCAUCUCUUCCAUCGAGCCAUUGGCCUUUGCUGGUUUGAGCAGCCUACUUCGGCUACAUCUCAAUGCCAAUCAUCUCCGUGUCAUUAACCAUCGCUGGUUCCUCUCUCUCCCCAAUUUGGAGAUCCUGAUGAUUGGAGAGAACCCCAUCUCGCAGCUAGAAGGGGGCAGCUUCCAGCCACUGGGACGGCUUCACAGCCUCGUCUUGGCUGGGAUGGAGCUAAGUGAAGUACCUGCUGAUGCUUUCCGGGGGCUGGAUUACCUGGAAAGUUUGUCCUUCUAUGACAACCAUCUUCCACAUGUUCCCACCAAGGCACUGAAGGGCCUUCCUCUCCUGAAGUUCCUGGAUCUCAACAAGAACCCCAUCACAGAAGUUCGGACAGGGGACUUCAAGGACAUGCUGCACUUGGAGGAGCUGAGCCUCAACAGCAUGGAGGAUCUGACCAGCAUCCACAAAGGCGCUUUUGAGAAUCUCCCGGAGUUGGCAAAGCUCGAGCUGUGCAACAACCCGCGUCUCUCCUACUUGCACCCUGGAGCCUUCUGGGAGGUACCAGCUCUUCGCACCAUUCUGGCCAGCAAUGCGGCCCUCAGUCUCUUCCCUUUAGGCCUGACAGGGGCCUUGCCAGCUUUGGCAGAGCUCAGUCUCUACGGAAACCCACUACGCUGUGAUUGCUCAGAAGCCUGGCAGCCGUUGGCCAUGGGACAUGUCCGGUUGAUUGAAUCCCAAACCACGCUCUGCACCCUGCCUUCGGAAGCCGCUGGGCAACAGCUCCAAGAAGAGCUAAAAGGUGUCAUGGAAGGGUCAUGCCUGCCAGAAAUCUCCUCCAAGGAUCUCUCCGAGAGGCUGGAGGUAUCGGCCGGCUUGACAACAGCUCUGGAUUGCCCAGCCAGCUCGGAGCCGCCACCGCAGUUCCACUGGAUAACGCCAUCGGGGGAGAAAGUCACCACAGGGUCUGGGAGGCUCCAUCUGAGGAUAGGGGGAACUCUAGAGAUCAGUGCCACCAGCCCAGCAGACUCAGGAGUCUACACUUGCGUGGCGUGGAAUGGGCUGGGCUCUACCAGCCGCAGUGUGGUCCUUGCUGUGACGGAAGACAGACCCAUUGCCCCCAUCCAGCUGCUUGUCCUUGCUAAGAAGGUUCAGUCACAUUUUGUGGUGGUGGAAUGGACGACAUCCUUUGCGGAGGGGAGGAUGAGAGAGAGGAGUGGUGAGUCCUCCACAGCCCACCCACCUCCUCCACUGCUGCCGUGGUCGUCAGCUACCAUGCGAAUCCAUAAUCCCCACCUGAGCUACACAGCACGAGUCCCUGUGGGCAUCAAGGAGUUCAACCUCACACACCUGCAGCCAGCCACCCGCUAUGAGAUUUGCCUUACUGUUGUGUCCUCUGUUCCCAGGUCCUCAGCCGCUGCUGGUUACGUGGAUGUCCCCCCAUCCUUGGGGACCUCCACCAGCUCUUGGGAAGCUGCCUUAGCAACCCCACAUGCUUCUGCAACUUCUCUGGGUUCCUGGGCAACCCAAGAAGGGUCUUCUGCCUCUUCUGUGGGUCAUCUGACAACCCCGGUUUCUUUGGCAGUUUCCAAGGGCUCCUCAGCACCCCCAACAAGCCCCUUGGCAACCUCUGCCAUGACACCACCUCUUCUGCAGCUGCCCCGCACCCAGCGCUCCUGCCUCAAUGUCACCACCAAGGAGGCCUCGCUGGCAGUGGAGCUGAUGGGAGGUUGGGCUGGAGGGGCGGCCUUGGCUGCCGUCACCGGCUCCUUGCUGGCGGCCCUGAGUGCAGUGCUGCUGCUUCUCUGCGCCUCACGGCGACUCAAGGAGAAAGGCUGCCGCCAUUCGCUCAAGAAGUACAUGCAGCAUGCGGCGGCCAUCCCGCUCAACGAAGUCUACCCGCCCCUCAUCAGCUUGUGGGAUGCUGAGGGGGACCCACCCCUGCCCAUGGCACCGCUGGCACCACCCAUGUCAACUCCGCCCCCUCCUCCAGCCACAGGAGGGGGGCACCCUCUCCUGCUGCCCCCUCCACCAGGCCAGAUUGACACGUCCAAGACCUACCUGUGGCAACAGGCGUGAAGGAAACAGGCGGCAGGUGGGCACAUGUGCCUCGGCCUCCUGCUCCUGGUGGAAGAACUCCCUUCCCCAUGGAUUUUAGGGUAUGGGGCUUCCCAAUCCAUGCCCUUUCCCCCCACUUUUCUUCCUUGCACACCCACCUUUGCAUACACCGCCUCUAGAGAGCACCAGGAAGCUGGGUGUUUAUUCUUUAGUCAAGGUCUCACUGUGUAGUCGUAGCCAAAUAAGGAGGGGAGUGUAGCAGGUGGAUGACAGAGCCCCUGGGACAGGGUAGCCCCUGGGGGGCAAGGGGGGAGAGAGAUGAGUUUUUGAAUAAAGCUGUGGUAUUAAAGAACACAGAGAGUGUUUGGGUGUGUGUUGGUUGGGGAGGAAGCCAACACAGAACAUCCCCGUGCAAGCUGUGAAAUGCAUCCAUCUUACCCAAGGUAAAAAAAGAAGUUGCUUUUAGAAACUAAGGUUGAGAUGCUUCCCUCUUGUGGGCAUUUGGGGAUUAACAGGCCAAUUUCUCCAGCUGGGCUGGACUGCCGCUUCAGUUUCAGAAGGAAGGGGUGAGAGAGACCUUA
Lacerta agilis (Sand lizard) is the source of this 3274-nucleotide messenger RNA. Its product is annotated as leucine-rich repeat neuronal protein 1-like. The transcript has 2 exons. Gene Ontology annotation, cellular component: plasma membrane. The coding region runs from base 216 to 2714 and encodes 832 amino acids. Gene Ontology annotation, molecular function: protein binding. Lineage: Eukaryota; Metazoa; Chordata; Lepidosauria; Squamata; Lacertidae. The record is from RefSeq and is a predicted model, not a curated record.